GUCAGCGUCAUUUGUACGAACGCUGCCGUACUGUGCAUGGAACAGGACGAUUCGGAAAGCGCGGCCAACUGCGAUAGUGAGCCUUCGGAUCGCGAUCGUCACCCGUCGACAAGAGGUCGACGACUUAGACAGAAACCAACCAAGGGCCAGCGGAGUUCAGUUUCCUUUUCUCCGUUCAGGGACGUAGCGCAAAAUGGCAAUUUGGAUGCGUUCUCGCAUAGUCAGCGUCUGGUAAUAGGAACUAACAAUAACCUGUACAAAGACUGGAGCGAUGAAGUGUGUUUAGGAUGCAAGGGAGAUUGCACUUGCUCAAAGUGCUCCUUCAAAACCACUAACAUGUUUAAUUUAUUGGAGGCGCAAAGCCACGUGAUCAGCGACUGCAACCUCAAUAGGACACCGGUGGUAAGGCCGCAGACCAGCCUCGACAAAGCCUGCUUGAAGUCCGCCGGUAAGGUGCCGUGCGCUCCUGUCCGAGCCGUCGCAACGAAAGAUUUCCCUUUCGGUGACGCGGACAGAGACAGGCCACCGCGACGUACUGUCGGCUCCGAAGACUCUUGCGUUAGCACCACUAGCGAGGAAGAAAGUGACCAGGAAAUGCCAGCUGUCAGGUAA
This is a messenger RNA of Soboliphyme baturini, 612 nucleotides long. The record is from the annotation of a GenBank genome assembly. Lineage: Eukaryota; Metazoa; Nematoda; Enoplea; Dioctophymatida; Soboliphymatidae.